Messenger RNA from Naumovozyma castellii, 1509 nucleotides. It is a transcript of the gene RRP3, whose product is annotated as RNA-dependent ATPase RRP3. The record is from RefSeq and is a predicted model, not a curated record. Lineage: Eukaryota; Fungi; Ascomycota; Saccharomycetes; Saccharomycetales; Saccharomycetaceae. The transcript has a single exon. The coding region runs from base 1 to 1509 and encodes 502 amino acids.
AUGUCUGGAAAAGUUGAUAAGAAGAAGGCGGCCGUCGCCAAACAUACUGAAUUGACCUCGUUGGCAGCUAAAAUUAAGGCUAAGGCUUUAGAGAAUCAACAGAAACUGAAAGAACAGGAGGCAGCAGCUGAAAGUUCAAAUUCAGAUUCAAAUUCAGACUCUGAAUCAAACUCUCGUGAGAGAAAGAAGAAAUUAAAUAGCAAAGAAGCAGAUGUGGAAGACGAGACGGAACAUGAAACGUUUGAAUCAUUCUCUGAAUUGGACUUAGUUCCAGAAUUAUUACAAGCUUGUAAGAACCUAAACUAUACAAAACCUACACCAAUUCAAUCCAGAUCUAUUCCACCUGCUUUGAAAGGUAAUGAUAUUAUAGGGUUAGCACAAACAGGUUCUGGUAAGACUGCCGCAUUUGCCAUCCCUAUUCUAAACAGUUUAUGGCAUGACCAACAACCAUAUUAUGCAUGUAUUUUGGCACCAACAAGAGAAUUGGCUCAACAGAUUAAAGAAACGUUUGACUCUUUGGGUUCUCUCAUGGGUGUGCGUUCUACAUGUAUUGUUGGUGGUAUGAACAUGAUGGAUCAAGCUAGAGAUUUAAUGAGGAAACCCCAUAUUAUCAUUGCAACACCAGGUAGAUUAAUGGAUCAUCUUGAAAACACCAAAGGGUUUUCCUUGAGGAAAUUAAAAUAUUUGGUCAUGGAUGAAGCUGAUAGAUUAUUAGAUAUGGAAUUCGGACCUGUGUUAGAUAGAAUUUUAAAGAUUCUACCCACUCAGGGAAGAACUACGUAUUUGUUUUCUGCCACUAUGACUUCUAAGAUUGAUAAAUUACAAAGAGCAAGUUUAACUAACCCUGUUAAAUGUGCUGUUUCCAAUAAAUAUCAAACAGUAGAUACUUUAGUGCAAACGUUGAUUGUAGUUCCCGGUGGGUUGAAGGAUACUUAUUUGGUCUAUUUAUUAAAUGAAUUCAUUGGUAAAACUACAAUCAUUUUCACGAGGACGAAGGCUAAUGCGGAGAGAAUAUCAGGUCUUUGUAAUUUGCUAGAAUUCAAUGCUACCGCUCUACAUGGUGAUUUAAAUCAAAACCAAAGAACUGGUGCACUUGAUUUAUUUAAGGCUGGUAGAAAAUCUAUUUUGGUUGCCACCGAUGUUGCCGCUAGAGGGUUAGAUAUUCCAUCUGUGGAUAUUGUUAUUAAUUAUGAUAUUCCUGUGGAUUCUAAAUCUUACAUUCAUCGUGUUGGUAGAACCGCGAGAGCUGGGAGAUCGGGUAAAUCGAUUUCCUUAGUUUCUCAAUAUGAUUUAGAAUUAAUAUUGAGAAUUGAAGAAGUUUUGGGGAAGAAAUUACCUAAGGAAUCAGUGGAUAAAGAAAUGAUUCUUCAUUUUAGAGAUUCUGUGGAUAAGGCCAAUGGUGAAGUUAUUAUGGAAAUGAAUAGAAGAAAUAAAGAGAAACAACUUAGAGGCAAAGGUAGAAGAGGAAGAAUGAUGUCUAGGGAAAACAUGGAUAGAGGAGAGCGUUAA